Messenger RNA from Sporisorium graminicola, 399 nucleotides. RefSeq lists its product as uncharacterized. The coding region runs from base 1 to 399 and encodes 132 amino acids. The transcript has 3 exons. The record is from RefSeq and is a predicted model, not a curated record. NCBI's taxonomy places the organism in Eukaryota, Fungi, Basidiomycota, Ustilaginomycetes, Ustilaginales, Ustilaginaceae.
AUGCAGCUCCUUAACUUGCUUCCCGUGCCUCUCCUACUCUCCAGUAUGGCCUAUGCGGCUAGUGUGGAGACCUCGCUCCGUCAAGGCAGGAUGGAAUGCAUCGCAUCAACCACUGGACUGGUCGCUCACCAAUCCCCAAGUGACGCAGAUGCUGUCAUCUGCUAUCAUGGCACCAACACGGCCACCGACCUCAACCGAGAUCUUACCGACAAGUAUUCUGGCGUGUUUGGAAACAUGGGGUACUACAAGUGCCAAAACGUCGGGAUCGAGUGUUUCUGGAUGAAGGCUCCCAACUUCUGGAAAGGUGAUGGGGAUGGAGGGUAUGACAACAUUUACACCAUUUUGACGAAUAGGUGCACAUACAACAGACAAGAAGUUAGCGUCACUUGCACCAAGUAG